UCACCAAACAGAAACAUUUGGGGUCCUUCCACUUCACGUGUGCGUCUGCUGCUCUGCCAUCGUGAGAGGGAACCAUGCCGAAGUCAAAGAGGGACAAGAAAGUUUCAUUAACGAAAACCGCCAAGAAAGGAUUGGAGUUAAAACAGAAACUGAUCGAAGAGUUACGGAAAUGUGUGGACACCUACAGAAACUUGUUCAUAUUCUCUGUGGCAAAUAUGAGGAAUAACAAGUUGAAAGACAUCAGGACAGCGUGGAAACACAGCAGAUUCUUCUUUGGCAAAAAUAAAGUCAUGAUGGUCGCCUUGGGUAAAGGACAAACAGACGAAUACAAAGAUAAUUUGCACAAGGUCACCAAGUAUCUACGAGGAGAAGUAGGAGUACUAUUCACAAAUAAAACAAAGGAUGAAGUACAAGAGUAUUUCAGUCAUUUCAAAGAGAUGGAUUAUGCGAGGGCAGGCAACCAGGCACAGGUGGACAUAACUCUGGAUGAGGGACCCCUGGAACAGUUUCCUCACUCAAUGGAGCCUCAGUUGAGGCAACUGGGACUUCCCACCGCUCUCAAGAAGGGCGUGGUGACACUGCUGAAGGACCAUGAAGUCUGUAAGGAGGGAGACAUUCUGACUCCUGAGCAGGCUCGUAUUCUGAAACUAUUUGGCAUGGAAAUGGCAGAAUUCAAGGUGCAGAUCAAAUGUAUGUGGAACUCAGAAACAGGCGAGUUUGAGAAUUGUGCUGGUGAGGAAGAUCCUAUGCAGGAUAUUGAAGAAGAAGAAGAGGGUGAUGAUGAUGCAGAAUGAAACAUCUGCAAGAGCUGGAGCUUGUACACAUUAUUUUGUGUACAGUCAUUUUGCCAAGAGGGACUCGUUGAUGUUAGAACCAUUCAUCCUGACUGCCUGUCCAGUCCAUGGAGUCUGUUUAUACCUUUACUUCUGUCGCUUUUUCAAGAACUUCUGUCCUUCACCUUGAAUUUUAGCUUUGGACUAAUUGUUCUUCGGAAAACUGGUGACCAAAGUCAGGGGACUAAAUGAGGUCUUGCAUGUUAUUCUGUAGAUGCUGCUCGAUUUGUCAACCUGAUGACAAAACUUUUUGUUUUGCAGUUAUAUGUCUUUCUGCCAAAAAAACCAAUGUGUUAACCCCACCCAUUCAAUUAAUUUUAUGUUUAAAGAAAAACAUUGUUUAUUUGUCAGGAAAAAGUUUUCAUUUUAAUGUAACAGUUUAAUUAAGGCAGACUUCAGAAAAAGUACUUUUUCACUGAAAAAAUCUUGUGUUUUCAUUUAUACAUUGACAACAAACUGCUCUGAUGAUUAAU
This is a messenger RNA of Acanthopagrus latus (yellowfin seabream), 1306 nucleotides long. It is a transcript of the gene mrto4, whose product is annotated as MRT4 homolog, ribosome maturation factor. Lineage: Eukaryota; Metazoa; Chordata; Actinopteri; Spariformes; Sparidae. Gene Ontology annotation, molecular function: RNA binding. Gene Ontology annotation, cellular component: preribosome, large subunit precursor; nucleolus. The transcript is spliced from 8 exons. The record is from RefSeq and is a predicted model, not a curated record. Bases 75 to 794 code for a protein of 239 amino acids. Gene Ontology annotation, biological process: nuclear-transcribed mRNA catabolic process; ribosomal large subunit assembly; ribosomal large subunit biogenesis.